AUGCUGUCGCCAGUCCUCAAACAGUCUACUAUACCGCUCAUAGCUGUGUGGGUAGUCUGGGUCGCAGCCGACUUUGAACUCUACAAACUCUACAAUGAAGAUUCCUUGAUUGCCGGGCUCGCCUUGAGUAGCAGCUGCCUGGCAGCAUUAAACACGACCGUCCGUUGCAACGAAACAGCAGUUAGCCUGUUGGGAAGUGGUGCAGAUAUUCAUUACUGGACGACCCCCGAGGUGGAAAACCUCUGCACGUCAGAUUGCGUCUCUUCUCUGAACGGCUGGAAGAGUAAUGUCGAUUCCGUCUGCGCAGAUGAGACCACACUGCAAGCCGGUGUUAUCGUCAAGGCGAGGGCGCUCCCGGUGACCUUUACCUACAAUGCCGAGCUUGUAUGUCUCCAGGACAGCGCUUCCAAUUGGUGUUUCGUCGAGUCGCAGACUUGGCAAGGAAGUGACUACAUUCGCUACAGUCCAGACAUGUGCUUUACCGAUGGCGACGACAACAGCACUGUGGCACCGGAGUGCGAAGACCCGGACUUUGACUUGAGUACCGUGACCAGCGAUAUGGCAGCUUUGACCAACAUAUACAAGAAGGAUCUGUUUUGCAAUGAAUGCUUCUUGGAGGUCUACCGGCAACGUCUGAGGGAUCCUUGGCUCCCCAUUAGCAACUUCACCGACUACUUGAUUGAGCAAUUCGACGAUGUGCAACAAAACUGCUCCACAUCACUGCCGUACAGUACUUCGGCAUCGACGUUGUACGUGGGUACGCCAACGGCAACCACCACCUCUGGUGGCACGGUGACGGGAACAAGCCCUCCCACGACGGCGACUUGCCUAGGCCAGACGAUUGAGCCGGAGCUACCAGAUUGGCUGACUUGUGAUGAUCUAUGCGAUACAUAUAAUAUCUCGACAGGCGACGCUCAGGUGGUCACCGGGGAUCGCAGUUGCUACUUUGAGAAGACUCUUUGCAUUCCCCUCCCGUGCGAGAUCGAUACGGUCUGGGACUGGUCAAGUUGUGACGAGCUUGCUGCCCAAUACUCCAACUCGACUUACAACGUCACCACCAGUCAGUUUCUUAGCUGGAACACCAAUAUCCAGGGUAGCUGCUCUGGAGUUGCUCCAGGCCAGCGCGUAUGUAAAGGUGCACCAGGCGGCACAUUCCCCAAGCCCAAUGUCACCAUCACGGCCCCUGGCGCGACAGGCUCACCAACAUAUUACACAACAGCCACGCCCGCCUACCCAACCCAAAGUGGUACCAUCAGCGCGUGCGGCAACUACUACCUCGUCGUAGCCGGAGAUGACUGCUCGACAGUCGACCAGCGCUUCGGCUUGAAGUUCGAACAGCUGCAAGAUUACAACCCGUACCUGCAAGACGACUGCCUCAACCUGUGGCUCAACUACGCCGUUUGCGUCGCUCCCGUGACGGCCCCGAGCAAGUCGACGGAUGGCACGUGCCCAGUCGGCGUGACGUGUACCGGAAGCGGCUUCGGCGACUGCUGCUCGCCGUACGGCUUCUGCGGGAGCACCAGCGAGUACUGCAACACGGGGGGCAACGGCACCACCGAUACGCCGGACGGCAGUUGUGGGCCGGACCACAACGGCUACACCUGCAUUGCCCCCUUCGGGAGCUGCUGCAGCAUCUAUGGCUACUGCGGCGACGGCUCUGAUUAUUGCGGCGCAGGGAAUUGCUACUCGGGCGCCUGCGACCCGGAUACAGGGGGCCCCUCCAUCAAUGGGGAAUGCGGACCGUUGUUCGCGGGUAAUAAGACAUGUACUGGAACCGCCUUCGGGACAUGUUGCUCUACGUCUGGCUUUUGCGGGAGCACCAGCGACUAUUGCUCAGGGUCCAACUGUUACAGUGGUGCUUGCACGACCUGA
Molecule: messenger RNA, 1872 nt
Organism: Colletotrichum orchidophilum
Lineage: Eukaryota; Fungi; Ascomycota; Sordariomycetes; Glomerellales; Glomerellaceae
Product: LysM domain-containing protein
Exons: 7
Coding region: 1-1872 (623 amino acids)
Molecular function (GO): chitin binding
Source: RefSeq, a predicted model, not a curated record